Molecule: messenger RNA, 576 nt
Organism: Aspergillus homomorphus CBS 101889
Lineage: Eukaryota; Fungi; Ascomycota; Eurotiomycetes; Eurotiales; Aspergillaceae
Product: diphthamide biosynthesis protein 4
Exons: 1
Biological process (GO): protein histidyl modification to diphthamide
Molecular function (GO): metal ion binding
Source: RefSeq, a predicted model, not a curated record
CUGACCACUACGUCUCUCCCUCUCGAUUACUACGAGAUCCUCAACCUCUCCUUCACGACGACCCCCCUCUCUAAGCAAGAACUCAAGACCGCAUAUCACCGCGCCCUGCUCAAGCACCACCCGGACAAGGCUGCCGCCAGCGCCAGCGCGCCCACCCAAGAUGCGCCUUCAUGUUUUCUUGCCUCGCACACAGACAUUUCUGCGCAAACGAGACCCUACACGAUAGAUGAAAUCACCGCGGCAUACAAAAUUCUUUCUGACCCGGCUCUACGCGCUGAAUAUGAUCGUUCCUUGCGAUUAGAUCGCGCGCGGGCCGCGGGGCGGGAGAAGACUGGAGGCAAUGGGGUCCUAUUUCACACGGGACUGGAGGUGGUGGAUUUGGAGGACCUGGGCUGUGAAGAGGGCGAAGACGGCGGAGACAUUUGGUACAGGGGGUGUCGAUGUGGGGACGAUAGGGGCUUCCUUCUAACCGAAGCUGACUUGGAGAGGGAGGCGGAGAAUGGUGAGGUUGUGGUUGGGUGUAGGGGGUGUAGUUUGUGGAUGAAAGUUUUGUUUGCGGUGGAAGAUGAUGAUGGG